Messenger RNA from Dentiscutata erythropus, 234 nucleotides. The record is from the annotation of a GenBank genome assembly. Lineage: Eukaryota; Fungi; Glomeromycota; Glomeromycetes; Diversisporales; Gigasporaceae.
AUGUUCGAAGAAAGUGGAAUAAAUACCGAGAAAAUGAAAUUAAUACCAAAAAAGAACAGAAGUAAAGUUUCUGAGUAUCAUACUAAUAAAACUCCUGACUUGGACUAUCCAACAUCUGCUGAAUUGGAUCAUGCUGAUGGAAAUAAUGUUGAAAGCGAUCAUCAAAAGACACCCACCGGUUAUCAAGAGCCGCAAGAGAUAGAAGAAACAUCUCAAGUCGAUCCUGGCUGUUAA